AUGGGUAACCGAAACUCUGACAUCACCGCUCCGAGCAAUGCGACUCCACACACAAAUGCUGCAUCUUCUACAAACACAACUCCGCAUAACGAAACGAAUCUUCCUGUAAGGGCAGCUACCGUUGCGCGUUCCACUCCAUCCCCGGAUACCACGUCGUCCACAGAAAGCUUUCAUUCCGCAGAAACUAUUGCCCAGUCGGAUGUACCUCCUAUAAUCAGGGCAACACCUCCCAGCACUUCCAUUGAGCGACCUCGUGGAAAAUACGAUCAUUUGGGCUAUCGAAAUAUGGAUGACGAAGCUAGAACGAGAUAUGACGAUGAUGAGAUGCCUUAUGCAGAGCAGAUCCUGCGGCUCCGAGUCGAUCUUAUAAUACAGGAACUGGGAGACUCGCGAUGGGAUGAUGGACUUGCUAUACGAGGUGCUUUCCUAAAGCAAACAGCAGAGCGGGGCUUACUGCCUACUCUGGACUGGCUUGAAGAAUCACAGGAGCAGCUCGUCGACGGUACGUGGACUGGUGCGAGUCUUAUUCCACGGGUCAAGCCUGUGCCUCAUUUACCUGCACCUAGACCUCAGCCUCCGCCGACUGAGCCUUCAGCUGUGCCAACCAGACCUCCUCCUUCUCCUCAUGGCGGCUCGCAGGCAACCCUUGUAGAAGAAGGCGGUCCAGAAAAUGCAGAAGCGAAUGAGGGAGCACCGGCCGAAGAGAAGAGCGGGAAGCAAGCAAAGAAGUCUGAAAAGCGAAGAAGACAACGACGGACCAAGAGGGAUCGUGAACAAGAGAAACAGUCGACGGCCAGAGCACCAGAAGAAACGAUACCGUUGAGUCGCUCGCAAGUCCUCUUACAGCGGACGCCUUCAGUUACCACCAUUGAUCGAAUACGGCCGCCGAGUCAACAUGUCGAUUACAGUAAAGUCCCACUUGCUUGUGACCGCCGAGGGUCUACAUCGAAGAGUAGUAUAGUAGCUCAAGAAUCCAAAGGAGUGACCCUCGCGACCGUUCACAGUGACGACGGCGAGCCCUCGGGGCGCGAAUUCGACCGCCGGAAUUACAAAGCCAUUCGAGGCAUAUCGCGCGCAGUCCUAGAAGAACUGGGACUCGAUCUCGUCGAUCCUGAGAAACAGUUAUCCCCUGGUAGCUGUCGCGUCACGCAGCGGAAAGAAGGCUCGUUCCACCACGCAGUAUUCCUGAAGAUUGAGCGUGACGAUGAGAUUCCGCAGGAGUAUGUUCUCAAGAUACUUGCACAAGGUACACCGAAAGAGUGGGGUAUGAACGAUCGCGCGCCGUACAUACUCGUGAAGAAGAUGGAAGGUAUGGCGGCAACGGAUCUGUGGCUCGGUCAACCCUAUAGGAUGGUCAAAACUGACGAUCUGCACCUUGAGGCCGACGACCCUUCGCCAGAGGUUGAGCAAAAGCGCGUUACCUUUCUGCGCUCUUUUGCGCAAGCUAUGAGUCAACCCGUCACACUCGAGUUUCAGUACACUGGCGUCCCUAACUACGAGUAUCCGGAAGAUAAGAACCCAAAGUUCAUCGCGCCGGCCUGGCGGUGGCACUGUAAGAUGAACAUGGAAGAGGCGACCUCCUAUGGAUCAUUUGCAACCGACGAAGAAAGCUUCGCCGCUGGCCUCGACAGGCUCUGUGAGCCCGAGAAAUCUCUUGAUAGCGACGGGAUGACAGAUGUUGGCGUUCAGAUGGUGAUGAGGAUCAUACUGUCUUCAGCUCCGUUCAAGCUGUCCACGCCCUCACAGGCUCAAAUCUCUCAGGCCGGGUAG
Molecule: messenger RNA, 1770 nt
Organism: Alternaria rosae
Lineage: Eukaryota; Fungi; Ascomycota; Dothideomycetes; Pleosporales; Pleosporaceae
Exons: 4
Coding region: 1-1770 (589 amino acids)
Source: RefSeq, a predicted model, not a curated record